UCACCACACUCAUCAAUGACAGCAAGAACCACCACAAUUGGAGCAUUCUAUGGUACGUGCCUCGAUUUAUCAAAGCAAUUAACCACAGCAAAUCGGCCUCCACUGCAAAUUUUCGAUUUUGAGGAUAAUAUCAUACUAAAAAGUUACAAUUUCAAAGUAAAUAGCACAAUGGCAACUGUGGCAACAAUACCUAGUUAUAACAGACAGCAAAGUACUGAUUCUGGUUGGGAUAACCCUUUUAGGCCUGGAGGAGAUUUAUCCCGAGAAGCUGAUGAAAUAGUUAAUAUGAUUAGAGAAACCUUCAUCCAUGGGAAUGGCGGCGAUGAAGGGGAAUAUAUAGCCGCACCGCAGUCGUGUUUCCAAUUUGCCAAUAGCCGCAUGUAAUUGAAAGCUGCUGCA
This is a messenger RNA of Rhagoletis pomonella (apple maggot), 399 nucleotides long. RefSeq lists its product as uncharacterized. The record is from RefSeq and is a predicted model, not a curated record. NCBI's taxonomy places the organism in Eukaryota, Metazoa, Arthropoda, Insecta, Diptera, Tephritidae. The transcript is spliced from 4 exons. Bases 16 to 384 code for a protein of 122 amino acids.